Messenger RNA from Gossypium raimondii (Peruvian cotton), 998 nucleotides. RefSeq names its product protein BOBBER 1-like. The record is from RefSeq and is a predicted model, not a curated record. The transcript has a single exon. Gene Ontology annotation, cellular component: cytoplasm. Gene Ontology annotation, biological process: protein folding. NCBI's taxonomy places the organism in Eukaryota, Viridiplantae, Streptophyta, Magnoliopsida, Malvales, Malvaceae. The coding region runs from base 66 to 869 and encodes 267 amino acids.
CCUAAUAGUUAGUAAAUCAUCCGUUUCUCUACGCCUCAAACCCUCUCCCCCCCAAGAAUUUAACCAUGGCCAUCCUCUCUGGUUACAUAGAAGAUGAAGACAACAAGCAAUCAUCUACUUCUUCUGCUUUGUCUUUCAAUGCAGUUCUAGACCCUUCAAAUCCUCUAGGGUUUCUCGAAUCUGCCUUCAACUUUGUGUCCGAAAACUCUGACAUGUUCAACACCGAUUCUGUGGAGAAGAAAAUAUCAUCUCUUGUGAAGAACAUCAAGGAAAGGACAAUGAAAGAAGAGGCGGCAAAGAAAGAGCACGAGACGAAGGAAAAAGAGGAGAUCAAGGAGAAGCCGAAGCCGAAGCUAAACCCAAACAAAGACAACGGUCUCGACAUGGAGAACCAUUCAUGGGGACAAAACCUGCAAGAGGUUACUGUUACAGUUCCUGUCCCUCUGGGGACCAAAUCCCGAGACGUUGUAUGCGAUGUAAAGAAGGAUUAUUUGAAGGUUGGGCUCAAGGGUCAGACCCCUAUUGUUGAUGGGCAGUUGUUCGAGACCGUGAAACCUAACGAUUCGUACUGGAGUUUGGAGGACCAAAAGGUAAUAUCUUUGCUAAUGACCAAGUGCGACAAAAUCAGUUGGUGGAAAUCGUUGUUGAAGGGAGGACCGGAGAUUGAUACUCAAAAGGCAGAACCAGGGAAGAGCAAGUUGUCUGAUUUGGACAUGGAAACGAGGUCCACUGUGGAGAAGAUGAUGUUUGACCAGAGGCAGAAGAAGUUGGGGCUUCCCACUAGUCAGGAGAUUGAGAACCAGAACAUGCUCAAGCAAUUCAUGGCUCAGAAUCCAAAUUUUGACAUCACCAAUGCUAAGAUGUUUUAGAUAUAGAUGAUUGAUUUUUAUUUACUACUAGUUUCUUAAUUAGAUUAGUUGUUUGGUCUAAGAGUUCAUAAAGAGCAAAGGUUUAGGAUCUUUAAGGUUUAAUUAGAUAGUAAACAACAGUAUCUUGUU